Molecule: messenger RNA, 1966 nt
Organism: Raphanus sativus (radish)
Lineage: Eukaryota; Viridiplantae; Streptophyta; Magnoliopsida; Brassicales; Brassicaceae
Product: fasciclin-like arabinogalactan protein 17
Exons: 3
Coding region: 231-1616 (461 amino acids)
Source: RefSeq, a predicted model, not a curated record
CCGAACAUUAUAAAAAAUUGGGUGGGUCCCUACACCAGCCUGGUCCGAAAGGUCUAAAACCAAAACUACACACAACACAGACACACAACCAAACUCAUCUCGCACUCACACACACUUCCACUUGCCAUCGCCGACACUUCAAGAAGAAUAACAAAAAAAAGCAAAAAAAGAAAAAAAGAAAAAAAGAAAAAAAUAAACUCUUUCUGAUUAUUCGAUCUAACAGUGCUCCCAUGGAUCGCCGUAUCUACGGUGGUGGCUCCGCCGUCACUAGUCUCGUUCUUUUCCUCCUCUUCUUCUUCUCCUCCUCCUCAGCAUCUGCAUUAUCCAAGAACACGAAUCCCUCAUCCGGGUCGGGUCAGAUCAACUCCAACUCCGUCCUCGUAGCUCUCCUCGACUCUCGUUACACUGAACUCUCCGAGCUAGUCGAGAAGGCUCUCCUCCUUCAGACACUCGAAGAAGCCGUCGGUCGCCACAACAUCACUAUCUUCGCCCCUCGCAACGAAGCUCUUGAGCGUGACCUCGACCCUGAGUUCAAGCGGUUCUUGCUCGAGCCAGGCAACCUCAAAUCUCUCCAAACACUCCUCAUGUUCCACAUUAUCCCCACCCGGGUCGGGUCUGACCAGUGGCCUUCCGAAGAAUCGGGUCGGGUCAAGCACGUCACGCUAGCGAACGAUCAUCUCCAUCUGAUCAAAGGAGACGGCAAAAAGACGGUGGACUCCGCCGAGAUAAUCCGACCCGACGACUUGACCCGACCCGACGGGUUGAUCCACGGGAUCGAGCGGCUUCUCAUCCCUCGCUCCGUUCAAGAGGAUUUCAACCGCCGCCGCAGCCUCCGAUCAAUCUCCGCCGUCUUACCGGAAGGAGCUCCGGAGGUCGACCCGAGAACCAACCGUCUCAAGAAGAAACCCGCUCCGGUACCCGCCGGAUCCCCGCCGGCUCUUCCGAUCCAAUCCGCGAUGGCUCCAGGUCCGUCGCUAGCUCCGGCGCCGGCGCCGGGACCGGGAGGCAAGCACCACCACUUCGACGGCGAAGCUCAGGUCAAGGACUUCAUCCACACGCUGCUGCACUACGGCGGCUACAACGAGAUGGCGGACAUUCUUGUGAACCUGACGUCGCUCGCGACGGAGAUGGGUCGGCUGGUGUCGGAAGGCUACGUGCUGACGGUUCUUGCUCCGAACGACGAAGCCAUGGCGAAGCUGACGACGGAUCAGCUGAGCGAGCCUGGAGCUCCGGAGCAGAUCGUGUAUUACCAUAUCAUCCCCGAGUAUCAGACGGAGGAGAGUAUGUAUAACUCUGUGAGGAGGUUUGGGAAGGUGAGGUUCGAUACGCUGCGUUUUCCUCAUAAGGUUGCCGCUAAGGAAGCUGAUGGUUCGGUUAAGUUUGGUGACGGUGAGAGGUCGGCGUAUUUGUUUGAUCCGGACAUUUAUACGGACGGUCGGAUUUCUGUUCAGGGGGUUGAUGGUGUUUUGUUCCCUGAAGUGGAGGAGACUGUUGAAUCUGUCAAGAAAUCGGUUAAGAAAGUUGUUCAACCGAGAAGAGGGAAACUGCUGGAAGUAGCCUGUAGAAUGCUUGGUGCUUUGGGAAAGGACACUUCUUAUCUCAGCAAGUGCCGGUGAAUCUGCAAACAGGCCAAAGAACAUUAUGUACACACAUUCAAAAAGCUGAUUAAAGAUUUGGCUUUUGGUGAAUAGACAACAAUGCUUCAGAAACAAAAUUUCUCAUGAAUUGGAGAAAUAUGGUUUUUGAGUUUUAUAUUUCUUUUUCUUUUUCUUAAAUAUUUUUUUGGGGGGGGGGGGGUGUUUUAUAUUCAGUCUUGGAGUUAUGAAUACUGUAAUUAGAUAUAUCAAUCAUUUUUUAAUUAAUUUGGUGGUGUAUGAGAAUGAAAGUACAAUUAAUAAAAGGGGAAACAAAAGAGAGAACAUAAACCUUUUUUUCUUUUAUCUCAAGGAUUUGUUGCUUUUUGGAC